Diorhabda sublineata is the source of this 4489-nucleotide messenger RNA. RefSeq lists its product as uncharacterized. Gene Ontology annotation, molecular function: metal ion binding. Lineage: Eukaryota; Metazoa; Arthropoda; Insecta; Coleoptera; Chrysomelidae. The record is from RefSeq and is a predicted model, not a curated record. The transcript is spliced from 13 exons. Gene Ontology annotation, biological process: proteolysis. The coding region runs from base 282 to 3341 and encodes 1019 amino acids.
AGUUCAAUCACAGGUAAACUGCCUGUUCUUCAACAUCUCUCAACACACAAAUGAAAUUUGACAAGCCAUUUUGUUGGAGAUGCUGUCACUAGCCAGCUGACUUAAGUGAUCCAAUAUAGCUGUCAUCGAUAUUAUUUGUACAACAGUGCAAAUUUUGAAUUUAAGUUAACAUAGUGCUUAAAGUUAAAAAAUUAAACUUGUAUUGCUGUUUCUUUGUGAAGAUUUUUAAUUCACACUCAUCAAUUCCAUUAAUAUAGAGUUACUUCUUGAAUUGUACGAAUAUGCCACCGGUUGAUAACACUCCAACUAUAAAUAUGAGAAAUUUUGAACUUUUAUAUUCUUUACAAGCCUACAACAGGAUUCCUGUUUCGGAAUAUGUAUCAAAAGAAACAGGAAUUACCGUAGUUAUAGCAGAAGUGGAAGGACCUAUUGUAAAUGGUUACUUUUGUUUAGCAACGGAAGCUUUUGAUGAUGAUGGCUUACCACAUACUUUGGAGCAUCUUAUAUUUUUGGGAAGUGAAGAUUACCCCUAUAAAGGUGUAUUAGAUUUAUUGGCAAAUAGAUGCUUAGCUUCUGGUACAAAUGCUUGGACUGAUACAGACCAUACUUGUUAUACUAUGGAAACAGCUGGGAGUGAAGGCUUUUUAUCAUUAUUGCCCAUAUAUUUAGAGCAUAUUUUAUAUCCUACUUUACAUGAUGAAGCAUUUGUUACUGAAGUCCACCAUAUCACCCCAGAAGGUACUAAUGCUGGUGUAGUGUAUUGUGAAAUGCAGGGCAGGGAAAAUUCUGCCGAGAGCCGAAUGUACUUAACUGUUGCUAGGAAUAUUUAUCCUGGAAAAUGCGGAUAUUCAUCCGAAACUGGAGGAAUUAUGAAAAAUUUAAGAGAAUCUACAAAUAAUGUGAAAGUAAAAAAUUUCCACAAGGAAUUUUAUCGCCCUGAAAAUUUAAAAAUUGUUAUAACUGGACAAGUAAAACCCAAUGAAGUGUUUAAAGCUUUGGAAAAAUUAGAAACUAAAAUUAUAUCUAAGGGACCAAGAGGACCUUUCCAACGACCAUGGCAGUCUCCAGUACCUCCAUUAACUGAACCAAAGGAUAUUGUAGUAAAAUAUCCUUCAGAUGAGGAGAAAAAUGGUUUAUUCUGUUUUGCUUGGAGAGGUGCUUCUUCUGUUACUUCUUUAUACAUUGUUCAAGCUACGCAAUUAUUAUUAAAAUAUUUGACUGAAUAUUCUGUGUCACCUCUACCAAAGCAGUUUGUCGAGAUUGAAGACCCGUAUGCCAGUAAGGUAUCAUACACUGUUAUGGAAAAUUCAGAAAUUUGUUUUUCUAUCCUGCUUGAGGACGUUCCUAUUGAAAAGUUGUCAGAGGUAGGGCCACAAUUGAAAGAAGCAUUGAAAAAUAUCAUAAAAAAUAAAAGUAUAGAUAUGGUUCAACUACAUAGUAUUAUCAACAAAUAUAAAUUGGAAAGUUUGAGCAGUUUGGAAAAUUCUCCGCAUUACACCAUUGCAUUUAUGAUUCUCGGACAUAUGUUGUAUGGACACACCAAAGAAGAUUUAGAGCAACGUAUAAACCCUCUCACAGAUAUAUCAAAACUUUUAGAAGAACCUCAAUCUUUCUGGUUAGAUCUUUUGGAUAAAUAUCUUGUUAAAAACAGACAAUACGUGUCUCUUCAAUGUCACCCUAGUAUAGAAGAACAACAAACAAUGUCAAAUAAAGAAAAAGAAAGAAUAGAACAACAGAUACAAACCCUUACGGAAACUGGUUUGAAGAUGAAGGGUGAAAUUUUGGCAAAAGCUAUUGAACAUAACGAAAGAGAACCUCCUCAAGAUAUGCUUACCUCUGUACCGAUUCCUAGUUUAAAUUCAAUUAAAUUUCACAAUAUCGAAAGGUUUAGUAGUGAUUCGAAGUCGUUUCAUAAGAUUGAUCUGAGUAAUACACCGGUUUUUACUUAUUUUGAUCAUCUGAAGACAAAUUUUGUUUACAUUUUCGCCGCACUGGAUACUUCUAAAGUGCCUUCCGAUCUAAAAAUAUAUCUUCCCCUUCUUCUGGAAUCUAUCCUCGAAUUACCUCUAGAACGCGAUGGAUUAAUAAUUCCUUAUGAAACCGUUGUGGCCCAAUUAAACGACGAUACCGUUAACGCCGCUACAUCUCUAGGUCUCAGUAAAAGCGGAUUGUUCACGUGCGGAUGUUAUUCCACAACGGCAACGGCCGUUUUACAAGUCGAGGCGGCCAAAUACGAAAUCGGUCUGAGAUGGUUAAGGGAAAUUCUAUACAAAACUAUAUUUACAGUUGAUAGAUUGAAAGUAAUCGCCAAUAAGAUAAAUAAUUCUGUGGCGCAGUAUAAACGUAAAGGUAGAAGCAUGGUUUCGUAUAUAAUGAGAGGUUUAUGUUUUUCAGAAGAUAGCAAUUAUUUGAAAAAUGGUGUGCUGCAGCAAAAUAAAUUUUUGGAUUAUGUUCUUUCCAAACUGGAUGGUGAUUCCUCUAAAGAGAUUUUAGAAAAUUUGGAAAAAGUGAGAAGUAUUAUAACAGAUCCGUCGAAUAUGGUAUUGUACUUAGCUGGAAACUUGGAACUUUUGAAAAAUCCAACACUACCACUUAAUAAUUUUUUUCCUUCAGAUCUUAACGUUAUACAGAAACAACAAAAAUUAUUUGUUACACCAGACAGUAAAUUAUUAAAAGAGAUCGAUGAUCCCAAACAGGGUUGUAUUGUAGGAAUGGGGUGUUUAGAAUCGUCUUUUUUUCUACAGUCAACUAAGAGCAUAUCAUCUUAUGAUAAUCCAGAUUUACCAGCUCUGAUGUUAUACUUGCAAUAUUUAACCCAAUGUGAGGGUCCUCUGUGGAAGCAAAUCCGUGGCAAAGGUUUUGCUUACGGUUAUUCGAUGAUGAUUAAAGUAACCGAAGGUUUAUUGCAUUUAGUAUUUUACAGAGCCACUAACGUAGUGGCUGCUUAUAAGGAAACCAAAGAUAUAGUUUCCAAACAGCUAUCGAAUAAACAAUGGGAUGAAUCUUUAUUAGAUUCCGCCAAAAGUUCGAUUAUUUUCGAAAUUAUCGACAAAGAAAAAACCACCGGUGACGUUGUGGAUUUAUCUUUCACGACUUAUUUUAAUAAAGUCGAUUAUAAAUACAAUAGGACUCUUUUGGAAACAAUAAAUAAAGUAACGCCCGAAGACUUGAAUAGAGUAGGGGAUAAAUAUGUCGCUUCUUUGUUUGAUCCGAAACAAGUCAAGACUGCCAUAGUUACAGAUCCAACGAAACUAGAUGAAAUUUCUGAUGGGUUUAAGAAAUUGGAUUUCGAUUUGAAAUGUUAUACUUCGCUGGAAGAAAGUUUUUUAAAUAAAAUUUAAAAUCUACGCGUACAAUUGAUAUAUGAUAUUCUUAGUAUAUAUUUACAUUUAUGCAAAAGGCUUUAAAGUAUAUUUUAUUAAAAAUAACGAUUCAUGUAUAUUUUUUCAGUUUUUCUAUACUAUACAUAAAUAACUAUCCAAAUCCAAACAAAAAAUUUAUUAAUUGGAUAUUUCGGUAUAGUUAUUGUAAAUUGCUGAUUAUAAUUCGUUAUAAGUAAUAACUCAUAUACUCUAAAUAUUAUUUGUGCUUCAAAAUUAUGAAGUAUUCUAGAAAUUCCUUUGUCAAACUCUUUAUUGUAGUUCGAAGACGUUUCUUCUUCUACAUCUUCUUGAAACUCUACCAAAUACCAUUGUAUCUUCACGUAUAGCUUUUAGUACCCAACAUAGAUGAAGAUACCAAUUAAGAUCACUUAUAAUCUAACUGGAGGCGACGCAAAUUUAUAAUGCAAAUAAUUUUAAGAUUUUCUUUUUCCUUACUGUAUCAGUUCUUCUUUUUCCUUAUGUCUUUUAUCACUUUUCUUAUUAUGCUUGUUGUGUUUGCCUUUUUGUGUGUCUACCAGUUUACAUUUUUUAACCAUUUUUCUUUUUUGUUCCCUAUUUAAGCUUUUCCUAUUUAAAUCCAACAGAUUUUACAUGUUUUGUUAUAUUGUUUUAUCGAUUCUUUUAUUUUCAUUAUUAUCAUUUUAUGUCAAAUAUUUUCUCAAGAUCAACGAAACAGGCUCAAUCUACAUAACAAUUAUCAGUUUAAAUAAAAAAAUCUUUUGUAAAAAUCAACCGAUUUGAUUUUUAUCGGUUUAUUUAUAAAUAAUAUCGUUUCUUUUUGACAUUUUAUUAAGACAUCUGAUUAAUGUUAUUAUUAAUUAUCACUAAACACCCACAGUAUUUUUUCCAUUAUUAUUAUUAGUAUAGAUUAGAUAAUAACGAUUUUAUCAUUGAAUUUUUGAACAAAAACAAUUUUUUUUAAUUCACCUCCAAACAAGAGAGUAAAAUAAUGAAUAAUAAAACGCACGACCAAUGGCCCGACUAAUAUAUUUUUUUAAAUUCUUUAUUUCUAAAUGAUCGAAAACUUCAAGUAUUCAAGUAACAGAUCUUCUUCUGAUUCUGAGUUUUUUUAAAUCAUACCUAAUGACAUUAAAUAAUUUCCCACA